UUCAGCACUAUGGAGAGUCGCAAAUAUUCUGGCUAUCUAGCUGAUGAUGAGAGCUUCAGAAGACCUCAGGACAGAAACGCCCACGCCAGUUCAAGAAGAAGCCCCUGCGAUUGGAGAAGCCUGCUUAGGCCCCCGUCUCGCUGUCAGUUCCGAAAUCAACGUUCACCCACCUCCACCGGGACUUUCAACAAUUUUUCCCGGGGAGACCAAGGGAAGCGGAAACACUACCAGAGCAGCAGCAGCAGCAGCAAUGGGAGACCCAGCCAUCUGGCCAACGAAUUUUCAGAGUUUGUGGACUUCUUAGCAGAUGAGGAGGUCCUGGACAGCCUUCAGCUGAUUGUGGAGGACGCCGUCCGGAAGCUUCGCGACAUGACAACCCAGAGCGGGGAUCCCGUGUUUGACAUCCAAGAAGAUUCCCGCUCAAGUGUGGACAGUGAGUCGUGGACUUAUUCCUACAGUUCAAUGCACUCCCAGAUAAAAUAUCAAACCACCACGACCUCCAGCUCGGACGAUGACCAGGAAAAGCGCUUCACGAGUGGAGGGGAGUCGAAAUCAGGGGGCAAAAUAUGUCUCUUGGAUAAGUAUGUUGCCAGGCUCCCCAAAGAUGGAAAGAAGGCUGUGCGGGAACUGUCUGGAGGACUCCAUGCUGAGACGUUUUCCGAACAGUCGGGAGACAGCUACUUCUUCUGGCAAGAGCACUUGCAUGUCUGGGCCAAGUUAGCCAAGUCCAUGGAACAGCCCAGGAGAGAUUAUUUUGCCAAACUCAAGAAAGCCCUUCCACAAGAGUCGUUUUCACUCGAAUCGCUCCACAAGGAAAUCACCAGCGUCUUGAAACGGCCUACCCCGCGUUGCAUCCCACUGUAUUACGCCACCCAAGAGCCCUUCCACGCUUUGGAUUUCUUAGAAGAAAACAAAAUCCUCGUAGCGCUCCAAGAUAUCAUCAACCAAGCGGUUCUCAAAGUCCUGGAGGCCACCAUGACGGGUGGGAUCCCUUUUAUAGAUCUUUUUGACGAGCGAAGCUAUCUCUGGGAGUCAUCCGAGGAGGAAGAGGGCAGUGGUUCAGAAUCUGGAAGUGGGGAAGAAACUUCAGAGGAGGGUGAUGCCCCCGAGGAACCCCCACCCAAGCCGAAGUACGUCCCACCUCCUCUUCCAAAACCGAAACAGAAGAAACUGGACGCAAGCCAGACCGAAACCGAGACCACCAAAUCGACGAUUCUUACAAGGGACAUCAUCACUCCCAAAGAUAUUAAACGGGCCCGUCUGCAGGCUCGGCCACUUCCAAAGCAGUCAAUCAUUGACUUCUUGAUUGAAAACGCCGCAAAGAUGAUCUUGUACAAGUACAACUAUGAAACCCUUCUUUCCGAGAAACUGGGUUUCAUCUCGGUUCCGGUCACGAAAGUGUUGCUGGAAAUCAUGUUCGGCUACAAGAAAGUCAGGGGUAGUGGGAUCCGUCUUUCUUCUCAGAUUGACUGGACGAAAGUCUACGAGGAGGUCUACAAGAAGAGACCCCCCAAGCCCAAAGUGCCGAAACCGGACAAGAAGAAGGGUGGGGACAAGAAAAAGAAGAAACCCGGAGAGAAGACAAAAACAGACGAGAAGAAGACCACGCUCUUAAAACCCACAGGAGUACCAAAAGGAAAAGUCGUCGUAAUGAAGUUGCCCGGGGAGCAGGACACGAAGUCCCACAAAACAGAAGGCUUAACUUCCAUCACUGAGCAGGGGGAACCCGAUAUUUUUGAGAUCGUCCCUCCACAAUUUCCAACCGAUACUGAACCAGACCAGGUCUCCGCCGAUGAGUAUGGUUUCACCCAACCAUCAAGCUCAAGGCCAUCGGCUAUUGGAAGUCCAGACAGCGUGAAGGCCUCAACUGUUACAGUAGAAAAUCCCAGGAAAUUCGAAGAUGCUCCAGGGUCUCCUUCAGCAGCUGGCACUCCAAGGCACUCACAUUCCUCCCGAAAAGCCAACAUCGCCCCUCAGAGUAAUCGCGGGUCUACCGGUCUGUUACCAGAGGUGGAAUCGACCAGCCAGCUGCCUGAAGCUCAGCUGAAGAAAUCUUUUUCUCACAAGUCUAGCUUCGGUGGAGAAGGGAGCAAGACCGUUCUACCUAAAAUCUGAAGCUCAACUUCUGUCUGAUUAAUAAGCACACAUUUGUAUACGGCGCCAUAACUCAGAUAAAUGCCCUCGUUCCGCUGAAUCUAACCGGUAUCUCACCAGCAAGAUGAUCAGCCGGUUGGACUUUUGGAGGUUGAGUUUUUUCUUCAUAAAAUGUUGAGUUUAUUCUUCCUAAUCUGUCCUACCAUCUUGUCAGAGAGGUGACGGAGCUCCCUCUGACGGUUAUGUACUUUUUAACAUUAAAAAG
Python bivittatus (Burmese python) is the source of this 2359-nucleotide messenger RNA. Lineage: Eukaryota; Metazoa; Chordata; Lepidosauria; Squamata; Pythonidae. The record is from RefSeq and is a predicted model, not a curated record.